GUCUCCAGAGGAUAUGAUCACGGCCUUGGUCAGUUGUAGCAUAACGAAAACCCAACCUCAGAAUGAAUCCCCACGCAGAUAACAAUUCAGAUGUUGAACAUCAACAAAGCAAGACCUCCAUACCAUCAAGACUAUAUGCCAUUGCAGAUACUCCCAAAGUGUCUAGUCUGGCACAAAUCUGCGAGACAUCUAUAAGCAGAAAAGACUAUCCUCUGACUUCUGAUGUGCGAGAGAACAUCCCAAUUUAUGACUUGUCGAAACACGACUUCCAGAAGGCUGCGGCAGACAAACUACAAGACGAAUGGUACGAAAUUCUGGCCAACGGUCCUGGCCUUUUCGUGGUCCAAAACAUGUAUACGGAUCAGUCUGUACUUGAUGCGACAAACGACGCUUUCCGCGAGAUCAUCGAGCGCGAAAAGUCAAAUACAAAAGGCGACCACUUUGGACAUGGAAAGAAUGAACGUAUCUGGAACUCCUUCAGCAAACACGGAUUACAGGAUCCCAAGUCUUUUGUGCAAUACUACUCCAAUCCUUGGCUGGCCCGAGUCUGUGAGGCCUGGCUAGGUCAACAAUAUCGCGUCACGGCGCAGACGAAUAUCGUGAAGCCAGGAGGAGCAGCGCAAGUCAGUCAUCGCGACUACCAUCUAGGCUUCCAAACGGCAGAAGGCUGUUCCAGGUUCCCUAGAGGUAUGCAACACGCCAGUCAAUUCUUGACGUUACAAGGUGCUGUAGCGCAUAGCGAUAUGCCUUUGGAAAGUGGGCCUACGCGCUUUCUACCAUUCAGUCAGAGACUCGCGUCAGGAUACAUGGCCUAUCGGCAACCUGAGUUUGACCAGUAUUUCAACGAGCACUGGGUCUCACUACCAUUAAAAAAGGGCGACGGCGUAUUUUUCAAUCCGGCCCUGCAUCAUGCAGCUGGCAACAACACAUCCGACGUUGACAGGAGUGCAAACCUGCUCCAGAUCAGCAGCGCUUUCGGAAAGCCGAUGGAACAGAUCGACGCCAUUCCGCUUGUUCAGGCAUGCUGGUCAGAAGUUCAGAGCCUCUACAACUCUGAGGGACUAUCUGAGCAUGUGGAAACUGCGGUUGCUGCCAUCGGUGAGGGCUACCCGUUCCCGACCAACCUUGACAAUAGACCGCCUGCUCCUAGUGGCAUGGCUCCGACCAACGAACAGGAUCUUCUGCGUGAGGCAAUCGGUGCGGGCUGGACCACCGAGAAGGUAGUUGCGGCAUUGAAGCAAAUGAGGGUCGAUAGCCAGCCAUGAGUUGCUUGCAGCUCCGCAGUUAUCGGCACCUGUGUAAUGCAGCAAAUAGCUGGCGUGCACCUUUGUAUUUGGAAGCAAAACUGAAAACAGCCACUAUCAAGGCAGGAGGCUCUUAUCAUCCGAUCGCUUUGAUACUGUAGUAUAAGGGAAACCAGAUAGACAUUCGGGAAGGAGGUUCCGAUUGCAUUCUUGAUCAUGGUCCGAGUCGAGCUGUCCAGACCUUGUAGCCUUACUGUCAAUGUCAGAAUGGCGUGAACUUCUUAGUGGAUACAAAAGCUCAGUGUAUUUCGACCGGAAAAGAGUUGUACAAUGACAGCGUUUGCUUACGAAGAGCC
Aureobasidium subglaciale EXF-2481 is the source of this 1600-nucleotide messenger RNA. RefSeq lists its product as uncharacterized. Gene Ontology annotation, biological process: fatty acid alpha-oxidation. Bases 63 to 1265 code for a protein of 400 amino acids. Gene Ontology annotation, molecular function: phytanoyl-CoA dioxygenase activity. The record is from RefSeq and is a predicted model, not a curated record. NCBI's taxonomy places the organism in Eukaryota, Fungi, Ascomycota, Dothideomycetes, Dothideales, Saccotheciaceae. The transcript has a single exon.